CUAACCCGACUGGCGUGGACUCAACAUGGAGUGGGUGACUGCGAUGUCAUCAGAGACACAAAGAAGCUCCGCCUAGGCGUAUUCUACAUAUUCUGGUCGAGGUAGAUCAAACGGGGAGAACGGAAGAAAUGCCGAACCGGUGUGUGGCGUAUGGUUGUGGAAAGACGCAUGAAGACAACGUGACCCUGUUCAAGUUCCCCAAAGACCCUGUGGAAUAUCGCAAAUGGGAGAAGCAGGUCCAGAGGACUCGGACUAACUGGGUCGGGAAGUCCACCUCACACCUGUGCAGCGACCACUUCGGCAAGGAAUGCUUCGAACCGAAGCCCGCGGCGGCGGUAAAGGGCGCCAACUCAAAGUCGUGUUUGAAACUGAAGGACGGGGCGGUUCCGACCGUGUUCAUACGUCCCCCGUGUCCCACCUGCGAUAGUGAUGGUUGCGACUGCACCGCUUGCUCCCUUAAAGGAAGGAGGCGUCACGGGGCUGUCGAAUCGAGGGAUCACGAGACUGAGGAAGACUCCACAGGUCCAGGUGGCCCCUGGCAGAUGGAUACAGGUGUCCUAGAGGAAGAGGAGAAAGAGGAAGAUGAUGAGGAAGAGGAGGAAAAUGAGGCGGGUGCAGGGAAUUCUCAAGGAGAGAUGGUCCCGUUUUCCACCCAGGAGGUCCCCUCCCCCGCCAAAGAGUCUUCGCCAAAGGAGGAUGAGCCUGCGGUGUGCGAGAUGUGUGGCAUAGUGGGCACCAGAGACACCUUCUUCUCCAAGACCAAGCGCUUCUGCAGUGUCUCCUGCUCACGCUCGUACUCCUCCAACUCCAAGAAGGCCUCCAUACUGGCGCGGCUGCAGGGGAAGCCGCCCACGAAGAAGGCCAAGGUGCUGCACAAGGCUGCCUGGUCAUCCAAGAUCGGGGCCUUCCUCCACUCCCAGGGCAUCGGCCACCUGCUGGAUGGGACCGCCACUGGGCAGGAUGUUGCUGUGGGCUUUGACUGGGGCAGUUACCUGAAAGAGACCGGCUACAAUGCUGCCCCUGUGUCCUGCUUCAGACAUGUGCCCCUGUACGCUCAGUGGGAUGACAUUUCGGUGGGGCUGAAGGUGGAGGUUCUGAACAAUGACGCGGUGCUGCCCAGUAAGGUGUACUGGAUCGCCUCCAUCGUUCGCCUCGCAGGCUACAAGGCCCUCCUGCGGUACGAGGGCUUCGAGAAGGACAGCACCCAUGACUUCUGGUGUAACCUGGGCACCGUGGACAUCCACCCCAUCGGCUGGUGCGCUGUCAACAGCAAGCUGCUGGUGCCUCCGCAGUCGGUGCACCAGCGCAUUAAGAACUGGAAGACCUACCUGAUGAAGAGGCUAGUAGGAGCCUGCACCCUGCCUGUCGACUUCUACAUUAAGAUGGCGGAGAGCAUGAAGCACCCGUUCCGGCAGGGCAUGCGCGUGGAGGUGGUGGACCGCACCAUGGUGAGCCAGACCCGCUCGGCGGUGGUGGACACAGUGAUCGGGGGGCGCCUGCGGCUCCUGUACGAGGACGGCGGCCUGGAGGCCGGAGGGGAGGCCAUGUCCGACUUCUGGUGCCACAUGUGGAGCCCGCUGCUGCACCCCAUGGGCUGGUCCCGCAAAGUGGGUCACAAGAUCAAGAGCGCCGACAAGCGUGUUGACAUGAGCAGCCACCCAACGUUCCGCAAGAUUUACUGUGAUAGUGUACCCCACCUCUUCAAGAAGGUGCGGACCGUGUACAUGGAGGGGGGGUUCUUUGAGGAGGGGAUGAAGCUGGAGGCCAUUGACCCUCUGAACCUGGGGAAUAUCUGCGUGGCCUCUGUGCGCAAGGUGCUGCUGGACGGGUACCUGAUGGUAGGGAUCGAUGGGAUGGAGAUUGGGGACGGCUCAGACUGGUUCUGCUACCACGCCACCUCCCAUGCCAUUAUGCCCACGGGGCACUGCCAUAAGAACAAGAUUCCCCUGACACUGCCCCCUGGGUACAGCCAGGCCACUUUCACCUGGGCCAAGUACCUGGAGGAAACUGGGGCUGUGGCUGCCCCAGCACGACUCUUCCAGACGGACUGUCCGGGCCACGGGUUCGCCCCCCGGAUGAAGCUGGAGGCGGUGGACCUGAUGGAGCCACGCCUCGUCUGUGUGGCCACCGUGAAGCGCUGCGUCGGCCGCCUGUUGCUCGUGCACUUUGACGGCUGGGAGCCCGAGUUCGACCAGUGGGUGGACUGCCAGUCCCCGGACAUCUACCCUGUGGGGUGGUGUGAGAUCACAGGGUACCAGCUGCAGCCCCCUAUAGCUGAGGAACCUGCAUCAGAAGAUAAACAGCCAAAGAAGCACAAACCCCUGGGUAAAAAGAAGAAGAGGCUGGUGAAGAAGAAGCUGGCUAAUCUCAUCGCCAAAAACCGGCCCCCGCCCCGAGUCCGGCCCCCUGAGCCCCCUGAGCCCCCUGCACCUCCUGCCCUGCUGGAGCCCAAGAGUGAGCCCAUCGAGGAAGAGAUAAUUGCGGUGAAGGUGAAGGAGGAGGAGGUGGAGGCGGAGGUGGAUUCGGGCCCUCCCGCGCCGCCUGAGCCGCCAGUCAAGGAGCCGGAAGCCCCGCAGACGCUGCUGGAGCAGGUGAAGGAGGAGGAGACUGAGUGAACCCAGAGCCCGGGCACGCCGAGCCAGACUCACUGCCACGGAUCCCCCUCCAGAAGGCUGGGGUUCACACUGUUACACAAAGCCCUGGACCCCCCCCCCCCCCCCC
Messenger RNA from Megalops cyprinoides (Indo-Pacific tarpon), 2721 nucleotides. It is a transcript of the gene l3mbtl2, whose product is annotated as L3MBTL histone methyl-lysine binding protein 2. Bases 129 to 2615 code for a protein of 828 amino acids. The record is from RefSeq and is a predicted model, not a curated record. Gene Ontology annotation, molecular function: zinc ion binding. Lineage: Eukaryota; Metazoa; Chordata; Actinopteri; Elopiformes; Megalopidae. The transcript has 18 exons. Gene Ontology annotation, biological process: regulation of DNA-templated transcription. Gene Ontology annotation, cellular component: nucleus.